AUGCCUUUGCGCUCUCGCCAAGGUCCUUCCGAGGUAGUGGAAGACUCGGGACUUCGCAGUUUAUCUUUUAACCAACCACUAUCAUGGCGCGUGGGGCGCUCGGCCAUCCCAAUCGCCGAUCUCCUCGACCGUCUGCGAACUCUCGCGCAGGAGCUUCGCAAGCUCGACCAGGAGGAAAUUGACAAGGAAUCGCUACGCAAAGUAUCCCAGGAACUUGCCAGUGCUAAUCUGCUUGCCCACAAAGAUAAGGGUGUCAGAGCGUGGGCCACGUGCUGUAUCGUUGACGUUUUGCGACUAUGCGCUCCCGACGCGCCUUUCACGCGUAAUCAGCUGAAGGAUAUUUUCACCUGCAUUGUGUCCUCUGUCAUCCCCGCGCUGGCGGAUCCGUCCAACGCCUACAAUGCCCAACAUAUCUACGUUCUCGGCUCCCUUGCUGAGGUCAAGAGUGUGGUGUUGAUGGUUGAUCUCGACCACCCAGAUUCACUUAUCGUCCCGUUGUUCACCGGCUGUUUCGACAUUGUGUCGGGUUCGUCAAAGGCGUCCACCGGCGAGGAGGUUGCCAAGAAUGUCGAGUUCGAUAUGACCCGAGUGCUGGUGACCGUUAUUGACGAGUCGCUUGUUCUCGCCCCGGAAGUUGUGGAUAUCAUUGUCGCCCAAUUCCUGCGUGUGGACCCGCGGGUCAUGGACAAGAAAGGAAAGCGACCAGAUGCGCCUGUCGAUGCCAAGCAAGAUACACUUCUGCUGAAGGACUACCCCGCUGCUUAUAACAUGGCCAAGGCUAUCUGCCAGGCUUGUCCCGAGCGAAUGACUAGUCACAUCAGUCAGUACUUUAACAACGUGAUUAUUGAUGCGUCUGUUCCCGCUGGUCAGGCCAAUGGCUCCAAGCAUGGCGCGCGCAAGCCUAAUCUCGAUGAUUCAGACGAGGAAGGGGAAGAUAUCAAAGAAUUGAGCAAGGCGCAUCGUCUCAUUCGAGAGUUGUGGCGUGCCUGUCCUGAAGUGCUGCAGAACGUGAUUCCCCAAAUUGAAGCUGAACUGUCUGCGGAAUCUGUGGCCUUGCGCUUGUUGGCUACACAGACUAUCGGAGAUCUCUCUGCUGGCAUCGGUGUUGCAGGUCCUCCUCCCCCACCUCCUAUGGACCCGACGACCUACCCACCAGUAUCUCUUGUGGAUUACGAUAAAACUAUUCCUCAACCCAAUAUUCUCGUGACCCCUAUCUCUCCCAAACCUUUCUCUCAGGUCCACAACUCUGCUUAUGAAGCCUUCUUGAGUCGUCGUCUUGACAAGACGCCAUCAGUUCGCGCCGCCUGGGUUACAGUCGUGGGACGAAUCCUCCUUACGUCAGCUGGAGGCUCUGGUCUCCACGAGAGUGAAGAGCACAGUCUCGUUCGAAACCUCGCAUCAGUGCUUCGCGAUGGUGAUGAGAAGGUCCGCGUGGCUGCGGUUGACGCCGUUGGUCAAUUUGGUCUUUCCCAGAUUGUGCACAGAUUGAGCGUGGACGGUGGCUGCUCAUCGCCAGACUCUGUCUUGGCGAUUCUCGCUGAGCGAGUGAAGGAUCGCAAGCCCCAUGUCCGCGAGCAUGCCAUGAAGAUCCUGGCGCGCAUGUGGGCAGUUGCAGCCGGUGAUAUUGAGCAAAACACAGAGCCUGUCGUAUCUCUUCUGAAGGAUGCCCCCUCCAAGAUCUUCGACGCGUUCUAUACCAAUGACCAAGAAAUCCACGUUCUGAUUGACCGAGUAUUGUUCGAGACACUUUUGCCCCUAUCAUACCCACCUGUGAAAUCAAAGCUUUCUCGGGGAAACUCAAGUCAAUCACAAAAACAGAAGGAGAAAGACAGCCAGGCGACAGGACCUGAUGAAGAGACAGAUGUUGACAAGAUCCGUGUUCGUCGUAUCCUUACCUUGCUACGAGGUUUGGAUGAAAAGGCCCGGCGAGUUUUCUUCGUCAUGUUGGCCCGUCAGAUGUCCAUGAGGUCGGCCGUGACUCUAUACCUCGAGGCCUGUGAGAAGUACAACGGUGGAGUUGUCGACAAGGACGAAGACGCAGUCAAGGCACAACUGUCCAAGAUCGUUGAGACAUUAUCCAAGACAUUCCCAGAUGCCUCCCGAGCAUCUGCAGACUUGUGGAAGUUCGCCAAGGUGCACGAUAGACGCAGUUACCAACUCCUUCGCUUCACCAUGGCUGCUGUGAGUGACUAUCGCACUGUUGUCAAGGCUACAAAGGAGUUACAGCGGCGAUUACAAUCCGCCAACAACUCUCCCCUUCUUGAAACCCUCACGCCACUCAUCUACCGCUGUGGCUCUCUGAUCUUUAACAGAAGUCAUAUUCCUGCGAUCAUGAGCCUUUCCCGGACAGAUGAAAAUGGAUUGGCCAAUGCCGCACAAGAGAUGCUGAAGCAAAUCUCGUCGCAGAACCCUGAGGUCCUAGAAGCACAGGUCCAAGAAAUGUGCAAGGAUCUUGAGGCUCAAGCUCCCAAGGCCUCAUCCGCUGGCGAUGCUAGUGCCGAGGACAUUCUUAAGGCUUGUGCUGGCUUUGCCAAGAAGCUCCCUGCUAAACUGCCCAAGGAACGGAAGUUCUUGCAGGCUCUCACGAGCCAUGCCCUAUACAGUUCGUCACCACAUGCUGCCAAGCAUGCCGUGUCCAUUCUCAUGGCCACUGCUGAGCGCAAGGAGAUGUAUGCCAAGGACUUGGUCCAGAAGUGUGUCAAAAAGUGGGCCUAUGGGUCUGAUCAUUUCCUUACACGCCUCGCUACCUUGUCACAGUUGAAUCUCCUCGCGCCUAGAGAGACGGACGAGGAAAGUGACGCUAUAAUCUCAAUUGCCGUCAACCAAAUACUCCUCACUAAUCGCACACCUGAACCGAACUCCGAAUAUACCUGGACUGAUACUGUUGAUGAGGAGACAAAUGCUAAGGAGUGGGCGCUGAAGAUCAUUGUCAACCGCCUCCGGGCCAAGGACGGAGCAGACAACGAAGCGGAUUUCCGCGCCCAUGCCAAGCCCGUCUAUGAAACUUUGAACAAGCUGGUCGUGGGCGAAGGCGAGAUAUCCAAGAAAAAAGAUACCCCUGCUGGUCAGAAAUCACGUCUCCGCCUGCUAGCUGCCAAGUCGCUACUCAAGUUGUGUGCUGGAAACACCGUCUGCGACAGUCUCUUGACACCAGCCGACUUCAAUGCAAUCGCUCUGGUUGCCCAAGACCCGCUCUUGCAGGUGCGAAGUGGAUUCAUCAGCCAUCUUAAAAAGAAGCUCGUGCAAAAGUCGCACCUCAGUCACCGCUGGUAUAUUGUCCCAUGCUUGCUUGCCUUUGAGCCUGUUCACAGCUUGAAGGAAAGCACGCUGACUUGGUUGCGGUCUCGUGCGGCAUACUUCGCUCAGCAGGCGCAAGCCAGCGGAAAGCGCACAGAACAAACCAUGGUCAUGGAAUUAAUAUUCUCGCGUCUAUUGUCCCUUCUUGCAUACCACCCCGAUUACCCGUCUGAGGACCUGGACGAGUCUACGAAACUAGGCGACCUCACGGACUUCUCCCAAUACAUCCUCUUCUACCUAUCCGCAGUUGCCAACGAGGAAAACAUGUCCCUGAUCUUCCACGUCGGGCAACGCGUCAAGCAAUUCCGCGAUGGCAUCACCCAGUCUGAUGAGAUUUCCACCCGUCUUCACACGCUGUCUGAUCUGGCCCAAGCUACUGUCCGCCGCUUCGCAGACAUCUACUCCCAGCAACACAAGUUCGGCGGUGCUGCUGGCGCCACCAACAUUCUGCAAACAUAUCCUGGGAAAAUGGGAGUUCCCAGCUCUCUAUUCAACUCCAUGGGUAGCCACCGCGAAGCCCAAGACGUGGCCGACAAGAACUUCCUCCCAGACGAGCUAGAUGAUCUCUUGGACCGGGUUGUCCGAGCCGCAAUGAAGCCGAAGCACAACGUAGCGCACAGCACGCACGGUAGCUCAGCGAAGAAGCGAAAGCCGUCUCUUGAUACCAAUGGCAAGCCUUCCGCCGCGAAGAAGGCUCGCAAGGAAAAGCCUGCUCGAACUCCGCGCAAGUCGACCUCUUCAGUCGGGGCCAAGCCCAAGCGGAAAUCCAAGAAUGACGACGGAUGGUCCUCUGAUGAGGGCGUUAAAGAUGCCACCCCAGCUUCCGCUCGCAGACGCAGCAUGAGAGGUACUGCGACGCACGAGGUCAGCUAUAUUGACAACGAUAGCGACGAGGCCGACGAGGAGAUGGUGGAGUGGAACAAACCCAAGUCAAAGGAUGAUGCGGAGGAAGACGAGGACGAGGACGAGGAUGUCGAGGAGGAGGAGGAGGAGGAGGAGGAGGAGGGGGAGGCAGAAGAAAGUGAAAACGAAGAAAUGCAGGACGACGACAAGGAGAAUGUCGAUGAGCCAGAGGCCAGUGAGAAGGAAGCGACACCACCUCCCAAACCACGCGGGAAGGCCAAGGACACAAAGAAGCCUGAUACGAAGCAAACCACUCUACCUUCCCGACGUUCCUCGCGUCGCGGUUGA
Molecule: messenger RNA, 4488 nt
Organism: Penicillium brevicompactum
Lineage: Eukaryota; Fungi; Ascomycota; Eurotiomycetes; Eurotiales; Aspergillaceae
Product: sister chromatid cohesion factor PDS5
Exons: 2
Coding region: 1-4488 (1495 amino acids)
Biological process (GO): mitotic sister chromatid cohesion; DNA repair
Cellular component (GO): chromatin; nucleus
Source: RefSeq, a predicted model, not a curated record